This is a messenger RNA of Heterocephalus glaber (naked mole-rat), 669 nucleotides long. Its product is annotated as heterogeneous nuclear ribonucleoprotein H-like. The record is from RefSeq and is a predicted model, not a curated record. NCBI's taxonomy places the organism in Eukaryota, Metazoa, Chordata, Mammalia, Rodentia, Bathyergidae. Gene Ontology annotation, molecular function: RNA binding.
AUGCUUAUGAUUAAGGCACCACCGUUUGCUCCUGCUGUGGAAUUCAAGAAGAGUUCUACAUAUCUGUGUUGCAUAUUUGCUUUAUCUUUUGACAUAGCUGAAAAGGCUCUAAAGAAACACAAGGAAAGAAUAGGGCAUAGGUAUAUUGAAAUCUUUAAGAGCAGUCAGGCUGAAGUUAGAACUCAUUAUGGUCCACCAUGAAAGCUCAUGGCCAUGCAGUGACCAGGUCCCUACGACAGGCCUGGGGCUGGCAGAGGGUAUAACAGCAUUGGCAGAGGAGCUGGCUUUGAGAGGAUGAGGCAUGGUGCUUAUGGCGGAGGCUAUGGAGGCUAUGAUGAUUAUAAUGGCUAUAAUGAUGGCUAUGGAUUUGGGUCAGAUAGAUUUGGAAGAGACUUCAAUUACUGUUUUUCAGGAAUGUCCAAUCACAGAUAUGGGGAUGGUGGUUCAACUUUCCAGAGCACAACUGGACACUGUGUACACAUGCGGGGAUUACCUUACCAAGCUACUGAGAAUGACAUCUAUAAUUUUUUUUCACCACUCAACCCUGUGAGAGUACACAUUGAGAUUGGUCCUGAUGGGAGAGUAACUGGUGAAGCAGAUGUUGAAUUUGCAACUCAUGAAGAUGCUGUUGCAGCUAAUUCUUUAUUGAUUUAAAGACAUCAGUACUAA